AUGGAGAAAGACGGAGCAUGGCUAGCUGACGGCGAGUACCGCGAAUUCGUCCGCUCACUUUCCUGGUCAGACCCGCGUCUCAGGCAGCGGGAUCCCAAGGCCACCACCCAGCGCAUCGCCUUCACAGACGACAACGUCAAAGUCGUCAAGCUCAGUCUCCAGAACGGCAAGUUCACCAGGAAGGCAGAGUUCAACGAGCCCGCGCUCUUGGAAGCCCACUUCCGCAGCACGGCAUCCCAGCGCGGCCGCCAAAAUGUCUACAUCGUCGAAGGACUCGGCCCCGGAUUCGCCAGUGUUAUAGGUGAUCAUUUCAACCUGCACCCCUCCUUCUUCGUGGAGCACGAACGCGUUGUUGUGCACAACAUGAAUUGGAUGGGUGAGAGCGACGGCAUACAGUUGCCGUCUGUCAUUCAAAGUCGGGGGCACUUGGAGAUGAAAUACUACGAGGUCGUGACGUUCGACAGGAAACCGACCAGUUUCCGCUGGGUGUGCGCCGCUACUGGGCGUCAUAUCGGCGUCUCCAGAGACUUCAAAUGGGACAACGCACCUGACGAGAUUGACAACUUCUUGGAUGUGGGCGUUGUCCGGAGGAAAUGCGGCGUCUGGUCCUGGAGGACCGAAGGCGGCGGAUGGGAUUGUCUCGUGCUCUGCGAUCCCCCGGUCAGGAGCGUCCGAACGGGACCUAGCUAUAAUGAAGAACAUCCCGUCAAGACGUGGCCCUACCAAGGCGGCUACCUCGACUUUGUCCCCGAGGAGGAGCAGAUCCGCGUUGCCAGAGAAGGCUUCUACCGCGGCCCGCCGCGGAUCUCCAUGCUGGAAGACCUCUCCUUCUACCUCGAGACGCACUCGCGCCUGGUGGACAUCGCGGAGCCCGACUCGGUCAGCGUCUUCGUCAAGAAGCUCGUGGCCUCCCACUUCCUCAAGCAGACGGAACACCUGCGCGCGACCCUCUCGGCGGUCCAGCGCGGCCUCACCCGAAAGCAGGACCUGGCCAAGAUGCCCAUGGAAAAGGUCGAGGCCUUGUGGAGCGACAUGCAGGGCUGGGAACGGCGGACGGGCGAGUACCUCGAGGAUCUCGAAGGCAUUAUGCUUCAGCUCGGAGUCCCCCUCUCUCACCCCGUGGGUCCGAUCGUUGCAACGCCGCCGCCGUUGAUGAGGGGCGCCGUGUCGCCAGCAAGUCUCGCGUGGCAAGACUGCGCGGCCGAUUUCCAGUUUCUGUAUCUGCGGUUCCGGGAGCUGCGGCACCGCACGGAGACGCUCAAUGCCGCGGUGACGGGGCUGGCGAGCAUUACGGGGAACCGGCAGGCGUACAAGGAACAGCAGCGAAGCAUCGGAGAGGCCAAGAGGGUCAAGGCCAUCACCUUGCUUGGUCUGGUAUUCAUACCGCUGGCAUUCACAACGUCGCUGUUCGGUAUGGAACAGCCGUUUGGGCCUGGGCACGACCUGUUUUGGGUAUUCUUGGCGACGUCGUUUCCUCUCAUUCUGUUCGUCUUGGUGGGAUACUACGUCUUGGAUUUCGGAUACAAUGAUGAGGGGAGAGCGUGGUCAUUAGAGAACUUUAAUAAGUCCAUGAGGGAAAGGCUAGACCGGCUUAAAAGACAGGAAACGGCGACGGAGGAUGUCCUUCGAGAGAUGAAGGCAUGA
This is a messenger RNA of Colletotrichum karsti, 1644 nucleotides long. RefSeq lists its product as uncharacterized. The transcript is spliced from 2 exons. NCBI's taxonomy places the organism in Eukaryota, Fungi, Ascomycota, Sordariomycetes, Glomerellales, Glomerellaceae. Bases 1 to 1644 code for a protein of 547 amino acids. The record is from RefSeq and is a predicted model, not a curated record.